Molecule: messenger RNA, 2778 nt
Organism: Penicillium paradoxum
Lineage: Eukaryota; Fungi; Ascomycota; Eurotiomycetes; Eurotiales; Aspergillaceae
Exons: 5
Coding region: 1-2778 (925 amino acids)
Biological process (GO): glycoprotein catabolic process; carbohydrate metabolic process
Molecular function (GO): beta-mannosidase activity
Source: RefSeq, a predicted model, not a curated record
AUGCAUAUCUGGAAGCAGCUUAUACUAGCGGGGCUUUCACCGAAGACUUCUGCGCAGAAUAUUUUGGAUCUUAGUGGCGAUGGUUGGACUGUCACUAGCAAGGCGUUGAAUAUCAGUGUCCCUGGCCAGGUCCCCUCCCAGGUGCAUUUGGAUCUUCUUGCUGCGAGCGUCAUCGAUGAUCCCUACCAUGGGUUAAAUAAUUUCAACUUGCGUUGGAUCGGGGACAGCAAUUGGACCUACACGAGCCAGCCAAUCGACGGAUUCUUAAGCAACUCUAAAUCCUCUUGGCUGGUGUUCAACGGCCUCGACACUUUUACAACAGUUGAAUUUUGUGGUAAGUUUAUAGGCGCUACAGAUAACCAAUUUCGGCAGUACACCUUCGAUAUAUCGGAUACGCUCAGCCAUUGCAAUGAUUCCCCGACACUUUCUCUAGAGUUUGGAAGUGCUACGAAGAUUGCAGAUGCCAUCGCUGCUGAUCCAAAUUCACAAAAAUGGGCUUCCGGGAUUCAAGGAGUCUUCGAAUUUCCUAAUCGCUGGUACAUUCGCAAAGAACAGUCCGACUUCGGCUGGGAUUGGGGACCGGCGUUCUCGCCUGCUGGCCCAUGGCAAAAUAUCUACCUCGUGCAAUCUGAAGACGAAGAAAGUGUAUAUGUUGUCAACACGGGCUUCGAUGUUUAUCGAAAGGGCCAAAUUAACCAUCUUGCUCCCGAUCAGAGUCAGCCUUGGAUCGUGAAUGCAAGUAUUGACUAUCUCGGUUUUCUUCCUCGGGAACCGUCUAUGACGAUUGAGAUCAAAGACCUGGAUUCGGGCAAAGUAUUGAAGUCUGGGUCGCUUGAUAACGUCGUUGUGACUGGUAAAACCAUCACUGGCACCACUGUCGUCGAUGCAGAUGCACCUCGACUCUGGUGGCCGAUGGGGAUGGGUAAGCAAAGCCUGUACAACAUCACAGUCAUCAUACAGAACAAAGACCAUGAGCUUGCCAGCGUAACCAAGCGAACAGGCUUCCGCACUAUUUUCCUGAACCGGUCCAAUAUCACCGAGGCACAAUUGGAGCAAGGUAUUGCACCAGGUGCCAAUUGGCAUUUCGAAGUUAAUGGCCAUGAGUUCUAUGCGAAGGGUUCAAAUCUCAUCCCGCCAGAUGCAUUCUGGCCGCGAGUCACAGAGGCCAAAAUGCAGCGACUUUUCGAUGCAGUUGUUGCUGGAAAUCAGAAUAUGCUCCGAGUCUGGGCAUCGAGUGCUUACCUUCCGGACUUUAUGUACAAUCUUGCCGACGAACGCGGAGUACUAUUGUGGAGCGAAUUUCAAUUCAGCGAUGCGCUAUAUCCAACAGACCAGCCUUUCUUAGACAAUGUAGCUGCCGAGGUUGUUUACAACGUGAGACGAGUAAAUCACCAUCCAUCGUUAGCCUUAUGGGCUGGUGGAAAUGAGAUCGAAAGUUUGAUGCUACCAACGGCUAAGCAACGCGAUCCUACAUCCUAUGACCGCUUGAUUGGAGACUACGAACAUCUGUUUAUCACAUUGAUUCUUCCGCUCGUAUAUGAGAACUCACGAUCAAUCUCAUACAUGCCCAGUAGCACUAAUAACGGCUUCCUGGAAGUUGAUGUCUCUGCUCCGGUUCCCAUGGCCGAGCGCUACGACAACGGCACAAAGGCAGAGGGACAUUACUACGGUGAUACCGACUACUACAACUAUAAUAGCAAUGUGGCGUUUGAAUUUUCAGGCUAUCCAGUUGGCCGCUUCGCCAAUGAAUUCGGCUACCACAGCAUGCCGAGUCUACAGACAUGGCAGCAAGCCAUAAACGAUGAAGACCUCCACUUCAAUAGCAGUACUAUCAUGCUACGAAAUCACCACUACCCAUCGAACAAUCAAGACACCCACAACUAUAAGAACUCGUCAAAGGGCAUGGCCGAAAUGACUCUUGCCGUCGAGAGAUACUACCCGAUCCCCAACAAGCAAGACUCCAUUGCCAACUUCAGUGCCUGGUGUCACGCGACACAGCUUUUCCAGGCGGAUAUGUACAAGUCCGAAAUACAGUUCUAUCGCCGCGGCAGUGGAAUGCCAGAGCACCAGCUCGGAUCCUUGUACUGGCAACUGGAAGAUAUCUGGCAGGCCCCAACGUGGGCUGGUAUUGAGUAUGACGGCCGCUGGAAGGUUCUUCACUACGUCGCCCGCGACAUCUUCCAGCCUAUCAUUGUUUCGCCAUUCUGGACCCCAUCUACUGGAGAGUUGUCUGUUUAUGUGACUUCCGACCUUUGGGAGACUGCGAACGGCUUGGUGAAUUUCACCUGGGUAGACCUGUCCGGAAAGCCGAUCCUAGAUAAUGCUGGCAGCCCCAAGACCAAACAGUUUUCCGUUGGAGCACUUAAUACAACCAGUAUCUACAAUAUCAACGUGGCAAACCUCUCUCUGUCCAAUACUCAAGAUGCUAUACUGAUCAUGGAUCUGGCUGCUGAGGGCCGCCCUCCAAAUACUGAAGACAAGGCUUUGACUACUUUCACCCAUCGUAACCAUUUCACUCCGGUCAUUCCUAAAGAUCUGAAAGUGAAAGAUCCCCAACUGAAGCUGUCUCACGAUGCCCAGACCGGUACAUUUACUGUCGAAGCUCAGACUGCCGUCUCGCUGUACACAUGGCUUGACUAUCCCGCUGGCACUGUGGGCUACUUUGAGGAUAACGCGUUCACAACACUUCCUGGCGAGAAACGGAUUCUGAGAUUCGUUGUACAGAAUGAUGAAACUAGUGGUAAGUGGGUGGAUGGUGUUACUGUACGUAGUCUGUGA